Elgaria multicarinata webbii is the source of this 2269-nucleotide messenger RNA. It is a transcript of the gene BLMH, whose product is annotated as bleomycin hydrolase. Gene Ontology annotation, biological process: proteolysis; L-homocysteine catabolic process; response to toxic substance. Gene Ontology annotation, molecular function: cysteine-type aminopeptidase activity. The record is from RefSeq and is a predicted model, not a curated record. Lineage: Eukaryota; Metazoa; Chordata; Lepidosauria; Squamata; Anguidae. Gene Ontology annotation, cellular component: cytoplasm. The transcript has 12 exons. The coding region runs from base 56 to 1423 and encodes 455 amino acids.
GCGCCGGCGCCCGGCUCCUUCUGUGGCUCGCGCUGCUGCGUCCGAAAGACCCGCCAUGAACGCCCCAGGGUUAAGCCUGAAAAAAACGGCUACUUUUGCCAAAAUCCUGAAAGCUGAGCCCCGGUACCUGUUGGCCCAGAAUGUCGCCACCUGCAUAGACCUGCUAGAAGUGUGCCUUGAGCGGGGCGUGGUACAGGACACACUCCAGGUGUUCCAACAUGCGGUACCUACCGAAGGCAAGCCCGUCACCAAUCAGAAGAACUCAGGACGCUGCUGGAUUUUUUCCUGCCUGAACGUGAUGCGCCUUCCGUUCAUGAAGAAGUUCAACGUCGAGGACUUUGAGUUCAGCCAGGCGUACCUCUUCUUCUGGGACAAGGUUGAGCGCUGCUACUACUUCCUGCACGCGUUUGUGGAAACGGCCCAGAAGAAAGAGCCCGUGGAAGGGAGGCUGGUGCAGUUCCUGCUCUCCAACCCCUGCAACGAUGGCGGGCAGUGGGACAUGCUGGUCAACCUCAUCGAAAAGUACGGCGUGGUGCCCAAGAAGCUGUUCCCGGAAUCGCACACCACCGAGGCCUCCAGGCGGAUGAACGACAUUCUGAGCCACAAGAUGCGAGAGUAUUGCCUCCGUCUAAGGAACAUGGUGGAGACUGGGUGCAACAAAGAUGAGCUCCAUGAGGCAGUGGACACCAUGACAGAGGAGGUGUUCCGUGUCGUCGCCAUCUGCUUGGGGACCCCCCCGGACACCUUCUGCUGGGAGUAUUACGACAAGGAGAAGAACUACCACAAGAUUGGGCCCAUCUCGCCGCUGCAGUUUUACCAGGAGCACGUCAAGCCCCUCUUCGACAUGGAAAGCAAGGUCUGCCUGGUGAACGACCCUCGGCCCCAGAACCAGUACAACCGGCUGUACACGGUGGAGUACCUGAACAACAUGGUCGGCGGCCGGAAGACGCUUUACAACAACCAGCCCAUUGAGCUCCUGAAGAAACUGGCCGCGGCGUCCAUCCGGGACGGAGAGGCGGUGUGGUUUGGCUGCGACGUCGGGAAACACUUUAACAGCAAGCUGGGCAUCAACGACAUGAACAUAUUUAAUCACAAGCUGGUGUUCGGGGUGUCCGUCAAGAACUUGAACAAGGACGAGCGGCUCAUCUUUGGCGACUCCCUGAUGACCCACGCCAUGGUCAUUACUGCUUUCACGGAGAAGGAAGAGCAGCAGGGCGUCUUCGAAAAAUGGCGCGUGGAGAACUCGUGGGGUGAAGAUCGCGGCAAUAAAGGUUACCUCAUCAUGACCGAUGACUGGUUCUCCGAGUACGUCUACGAAGUCGUGGUAGACAAGAAGCACGUUCCGGAGGACGUCCUGGCGGUGAUGCAGCAGGAGCCGGUCGUCCUGCCGGCGUGGGACCCCAUGGGGGCUCUGGCCAAGUGAACUGAUGGGGAAAGGGAGGGGGGCCUUGCCCUACCUCCUUCUGGUCAGCCUUGAAGCGGGCGGGGCGGGGCGGGGCGGCCCGGGAGGCCGAGAGCCAAAGCCAAGCGGUGCCGGAGCCCCUGUUCCCAGCUUGAGGUGCCAGUCUCUUCACAGGCGUGGGGUGGGGUGGAUCUUCCGGGUGGGGAAUUGCUCCUCCCUGGAUGGGGCUACUCUGCAACUUUGCGUGGGUGUGUGCUUUCCAUUGUAGUCUGGCUUCUCUUUCUUUUUUUCUUUUUAAAAAAACCCUUUUAAAUCUUUUUAUCAACGCACUCAUUUUUAACUCUUUCAGCAGUAACCCUUUUGCGCAAACUUUGUGUGGGGGGACGGGGGGACCCUGGGCCGGGGGUGAAAUGAACUGCAAGGUCUUUGUCUGGCUGUUUCUAUGCUACAAAUUGAAUUUGGGGCGCUUGCCGGUGGCGUUUUUAAGCGGCUUGGCUCUUCCCUUUACGGAGCCGGGGGAGGGGCGCGGGGGAUAACCUUUGGUGUGACGCUGUCCGUUUCUUCUCCAUCCACCUGCCUCUCCGUUUGCAUCUGAGGAGUGGCCCAGGUGAGCAACGUUUGCCUUGAAACUCUUUGCAGCGGAAUCAAAAGUCCAUGGGAUUUCUUUUCUCCCCUCUUCCUGGAAUGAGGCUCCGCUGAACAACCAAGUUUUAUUUGCACGCCGAGUCUCCAAAUGUCCCCUCCACGAGCAGAAUAGGUUUUUUUUCUAAAAGAACAACAAAAUACAAUACUGCAUUUUAUUUGAAUGCUGUCGACAACGACAUGGUGCUAUGGAGCGUUUGAAUAAUAAUAAAAAGAACAACCUUC